Molecule: messenger RNA, 5194 nt
Organism: Camelus dromedarius (Arabian camel)
Lineage: Eukaryota; Metazoa; Chordata; Mammalia; Artiodactyla; Camelidae
Gene: HDAC4
Product: histone deacetylase 4
Exons: 23
Coding region: 339-3353 (1004 amino acids)
Biological process (GO): negative regulation of transcription by RNA polymerase II
Molecular function (GO): histone deacetylase activity
Source: RefSeq, a predicted model, not a curated record
CCCGCUGUCGCCGCCGCCCGAGCGCCCUCCCGCCCGCCGCCCGCGGUGGUGGUGGCGGCGCAGGCUGAGGAGAUGCGGCUCGGAGCGCCCGCGCGGGGCUAGAGCGCCCGCCGCCGCCGCCGCCGCGGUCGUGUCCUGAGAGCCUGCGGGGACUGGCUCUCCUUUGGAUGACUUGGCCCACAACGUGGUCGGCGGGACUCGAGUUUCCGUGGCUGUGGCCCAGCCUCCCCGUCGCCUACUUGCAUGUGUCGGAGGAACUCUGGGACCCUUUGGAGAUAUUGUUUACGUGGAAAUUUUGAGCCAUUCUGAAUCACCUGCAGGACAAGGCGCUGCUCGCAAUGAGCUCCCAAAGCCAUCCAGAUGGACUUUCUGGCCGGGACCAGCCAGUGGAGCUGCUGAACCCUGCCCGCGUGAACCACAUGCCCAGCACGGUGGAUGUGGCCUCGGCUCUGCCUUUGCCGGUGGCCCCCCCGGCGGUGCCCAUGGACCUGCGCCUGGACCACCAGUUCCCACUGCCCGUGGCGGAGCCUGCGCUCCGGGAGCAGCAGCUGCAGCAGGAGCUCCUGGCCCUGAAGCAGAAGCAGCAGCUCCAGAGGCAGAUCCUCAUCGCUGAGUUCCAGAGGCAGCACGAGCAGCUGUCCCGGCAGCACGAGGCCCAGCUCCACGAGCACAUCAAACAACAGCAGGAGCUGCUGGCCAUGAAGCACCAGCAGGAGCUGCUGGAGCAUCAGCGGAAGCUGGAGCGACACCGCCAGGAGCAGGAGCUGGAGAAGCAGCACCGGGAGCAGAAGCUGCAGCAGCUCAAGAACAAGGAGAAAGGAAAAGAGAGUGCGGUGGCGAGCACGGAAGUGAAGAUGAAGCUGCAGGAGUUUGUCCUCAACAAGAAGAAGGCGCUGGCCCACCGGAGCCUGAACCACUGCAUGUCCAGCGACCCUCGCUACUGGUACGGGAAGACGCAGCACAGCUCCCUGGACCAGAGCUCCCCGCCGCAGAGCGGGGUGUCAGCCUCCUGCAACCACCCAGUCCUGGGCCUGUACGACGCCAAGGACGACUUUCCUCUCAGAAAGACAGCUUCUGAGCCAAAUCUGAAAUUACGCUCCAGGCUAAAGCAGAAAGUGGCUGAAAGACGGAGCAGCCCCCUGUUACGCAGGAAAGAUGGGCCGGUGGUUACCGCGCUGAAGAAGCGUCCGCUGGAUGUCACUGACUCCGCGUGCAGCAGUGCCCCGGGCUCCGCCCCCAGCUCGCCCAACAACAGCUCCGGGAACGUCAGCACGGAGAAUGGGAUCGCGCCCGCCGUCCCCAGCAUCCCGACCGAGGCCAGCUUGGCGCACAGACUGGUGACCCGGGAAGGCUCCGUGGGCCCGCUGCCCCUCUACACGUCACCCUCCUUGCCCAACAUCACGCUGGGACUUCCUGCCACCGGCCCAUCUGCUGGGGCGGCAGGCCAGCAGGAAGCCGAGAGGCUGGCCCUCCCAGCCCUCCAGCAGCGCCUCUCUCUGUUUCCCGGCACCCACCUCGCCCCCUACCUGAGCACGGCGCCCCUGGAGCGGGACGCGGGGGCGGCGCACAGCUCCCUCCUGCAGCACAUGGUCCUCCUGGAGCAGCCGCCCGCACAGACGCCCCUCGUCACAGGCCUGGGCGCGCUGCCCCUGCACGCACAGCCCCUGGUGGGGGCGGAGCGCGUGUCCCCAUCUGUGCACAAGCUGCGGCCGCACCGCCCGCUGGGGCGCACCCAGUCGGCGCCCCUGCCCCAGAACGCGCCGGGCCUGCAGCACCUGGUGAUCCAGCAGCAGCACCAGCAAUUCCUGGAGAAGCACAAGCAGCAGUUCCAGCAGCAGCAGCUGCACGUGAGCAAGAUCAUCCCCAAGCCGAGCGAGCCGGCCCGGCAGCCCGAGAGCCACCCUGAGGAGACGGAGGAGGAGCUGCGGGAACACCAGGCCCUCCUGGAGGAGCCCUUCCUGGACCGGCUCUCAGGGCAGAAGGAGGCGCUCGCGCUGGCCGGGGUGCAGGUGAAGCAGGAGCCCCUCGAGAGUGACGACGAGGAGGUGGAGCCCCCCCGGGAGGCGGAGCCGGGCCAGCGGCAGCCCACCGAGCAGGAGCUGCUCUUCAGACAGCAAGCCCUCCUGCUGGAGCAGCAGCGGAUCCACCAGCUGAGGAACUACCAGGCAUCCAUGGAGGCCGCCGGCAUCCCUGUGUCCUUUGGCGGCCACCGGCCUCUGUCCCGGGCACAGUCCUCCCCUGCGUCCGCCACCUUCCCCAUGUCUGUGCAGGAGCCCCCCAGCAAGCCGCGUUUCACCACAGGCCUGGUGUACGACACGCUGAUGCUGAAGCACCAGUGCGCCUGCGGCAACACCAACAGCCACCCAGAGCAUGCCGGGAGGAUCCAGAGCAUCUGGUCCCGGCUGCAGGAGACCGGCCUGCGCGGCAAAUGCGAGUGCAUCCGUGGUCGGAAGGCCACCCUGGAGGAGCUGCAGACAGUGCAUUCGGAGGCGCAUGCCCUGCUCUACGGCACGAACCCCCUCAACAGGCAGAAACUGGACAGUAAGAAACUUCUAGGCUCCCUAACGUCGGUGUUUGUCAGGCUGCCCUGUGGUGGUGUCGGGGUGGACAGUGACACCAUUUGGAACGAGGUGCACUCAUCGGGGGCGGCCCGCCUGGCCGUGGGCUGCGUGGUGGAGCUGGUCUUCAAGGUGGCCACGGGGGAGCUGAAGAACGGCUUUGCUGUGGUCCGCCCCCCCGGCCACCACGCAGAGGAGAACACACCCAUGGGGUUCUGCUACUUCAACUCCGUGGCCAUCGCAGCCAAGCUCCUCCAGCAAAGGCUGAAUGUGACCAAGACCCUCGUCGUGGACUGGGAUGUGCACCACGGGAACGGGACCCAGCAGGCCUUCUACAGCGACCCCAGCGUCCUGUACAUCUCCCUGCACCGCUACGAUGAUGGAAACUUCUUCCCGGGCAGCGGGGCGCCUGACGAGGUGGGCGCAGGCCCGGGCGUGGGCUUCAACGUCAACAUGGCUUUCACCGGCGGCCUUGACCCCCCCAUGGGAGACGCAGAGUAUCUGGCGGCCUUCAGCUCAGGAGGCACCUCCCCGGGCAUCCCGCUUCCUCCGCGUUCCGCUGGCAUCAGAGUCGAGCUGCAGGGAAAUUUUUUACAACAUGGCGUUUGCUUUUGUCAUCAAAUGGUGAUCGACUUUGAUCUGGGCCAGAUUGAAGGGAUUCCUGCGGCCAGAGACGGGGGCUCUGGGCGCAGGUUUCUGCCUGUUGGAGACAGAGCUCCCUCCUGUCCCCGAGGGGCAAGUGUCCCGAGGGCUCCCCGGCCCGAGCGCGGGCCCCGGACACCCCAUGAGGGCUGAAGUGUGCCAGACCUCCCGUCUCUGGUAGAAACGCCGUCCCUGCACGUGGCUCUGGAGCCCCGUGACGUUCCUGGGGACUUCUCUCCCUCUCUGUUUAACUCCGUGUUCUUGUUGUCCUGCUGUGUCUAAGUACAAAGCACACGUGUGCAGGCGUGUGUGCGCGUGGCUGUGACUCCAUCAGUGGACACGCCUGUGGCAGUUUGGCCGUGGACUCUUCUGCGUGCUCUGUGGGGGCCUGCAGAGGUCACGGGACCCUCGCAGCCUCUGCUUCCUCAUCUCGAAACCCAACCCUGGUCCCCAGCCUCAGGGGACACCUGGGUCUGUCACGUGAAGGCCUGGACUCGAGUGUGGCUCCCCGACGUGAGGCCCCUUCCCCGGGCUCUCCGCCCACAGAAGCAGCGGCUCCGACGCAGUCAGCGACCAGAUGGUGGAACUGGUCUGCGCUAAGCGGCGUCCAUCCCCUCAUUAGAAGACCUGCCUGGUCACCACCUGAACCGCUGUUUCUUCCCAUCUCACUGGUUUAAUUGUGUUAUUUCUUCUUCCUCUGGAUCAGAUAUACUGUAAUUUUGACAUCUGCCCUCAUUUUUUAAGGGGGAAGGGCUCCCCCAGACUGACACCACACCUGAAAUCUGCUCGUGAUCACAGGCAAACAUCAGCCUCAGGAAAUCUGGCACUACUGUCACUGGUCGGGGUUGUCACUGCCUGUCCCCGGGAGGCCCUCGGGCUACCAGCACUGUGUCACGUCCCCCCGAGAGCCGGCCCUCUUCAGGGCUUCCUGGGAGAUGACGUGUCCGGGCGCCUGCCGUGGGAGGCGUGGGCAGUCCCCCAGUGAGCCCUGGGGCCGCGGGGCCGGGGCCAGUGGAGGGUCCCAGCACGGCUGAUUCUGGUGUCGGCAAAUAAGGUGGACUUUCUCUAAACUGACUUAAAGUGAUCAAAAUGGGUGGUUCUCUCUUCCUGCAGGCCACUUUUCUUUCGGGCCAGGCCUGUCUCGCGGGGCCCUGGGCCUCUGAUCUUGGGUCCCCGGGCGGCCGCCCCUCACCCUGACUCCCACCCGCCUUUUAGACAAAGCUUUCACUCCGAGUCGCUGCUGACGCUCCGUUUUAAUCUUUUGCCAAGUGCUCUAUGACGAUGCUCUAUCAAAUGAAAGCUGAAACAGCCUCUUUGAAAAGGAAAAUUGUUUCAGGGUCCUUUUUUUCAUUAUUGAUUUUAAUGUAAAGUAGCACUUUGAAGUUUACAGCUUACGGUUCCCUGGGCAUCGAUCGGUGGGGGAAGGAGGGUCAGGACCCAUUUUCCUGCCUCCGGGAACUGCUCCCCCCGCCCGGGACAGCGCACGCCUUCAAGGCAGCACCUUGUGCUCAGACCCACGCCUGCCUCGUUGCAUGUCAGGAGAUCAGGCCGAGAUGAAGACGAGAUAAGAAAACCGCCCCUAAUGAAACCCAGACGCAGCGGCACCUUCUCCUGGGCUCGGAGGCUUGUCGGGGAAGAGGGGGCCUUAACUCAAACCAGCCAGGCCUCUGCUUUGAAGUCGGCUGCGCAGGGCCGAGGCCUUUGGGCCCGGAGAUACUGGUGCACUUUCCUUAACCCCUCGCUCACCUGCCUCCUGGCGACUGAGCGGGUCACCGACAGCGCAGGAGAGGCCGCUGGGACCCUCUGUGCCUUGGGCCCAGUGCGGAGUAAAUGCAGUAUCACAAAGGUGAUGAGAGUUGUCAGGGAGGCCGGGUGCCCUAGGUGGUAACUCUAAUCUCUUCGUGAGUUGAAAUUUGCCUUUAAAUUGAGCAUCUGGGGAGAUGCACUGCAUUUAUGCCAGCUUCAAACACGGCAGGAAGCGUGAGGCUCUUGAU